AUGGAUAAAGAACUCCUUCUCUUUAUCUAUCUAUCUAUCUAUCUAUCUAUCUAUCUAUCUAUGAAAACAGAUAGCCUUUCUUUCUUUCUUUGUUUUGUUUGUUCGGUGCUUUUAUCUAUUAAACCUCCCCUUUCUUUCUUUCUUUCUUUCUUUCUUUCUUUCUUUCUUUCUUUCUUUCUUUCUUUUGAAACUCUUCUUUCUUAUUUUCUUUCUUUUCAACCGUUUCUUUCAAUUCCUGUAUUCAUUCAUUCAUUCUUUCUUUCUUUCUUUCUUUCUUUCUUUCUUUCUUUCUUUCUUUCUUUUCUUUCUUUGUCAUCCUCAUUCCAACGUUUCUUUUUUAUUUCUGUUAAAACUUUAUUCCACAAUACCUUUCUUUCUUUCUCUCUUUCUUUUCAAACUCUUCUUUCUUUCUUUCUUUUCAAACUCUUCUUUCUUUCUUUCUUUCUUUCUUUUCAAACUCUUCUUUCUUUCUUGUCAAACUAUUCUUUCUUUCUUUCUUUCUUUUGA
Messenger RNA from Acanthosepion pharaonis, 507 nucleotides. NCBI's taxonomy places the organism in Eukaryota, Metazoa, Mollusca, Cephalopoda, Sepiida, Sepiidae. The record is from the annotation of a GenBank genome assembly.